This is a messenger RNA of Danio aesculapii, 1272 nucleotides long. RefSeq names its product NIPA-like protein 2. The coding region runs from base 141 to 1157 and encodes 338 amino acids. The transcript has 12 exons. The record is from RefSeq and is a predicted model, not a curated record. Gene Ontology annotation, cellular component: membrane. Gene Ontology annotation, molecular function: magnesium ion transmembrane transporter activity. Gene Ontology annotation, biological process: magnesium ion transport. NCBI's taxonomy places the organism in Eukaryota, Metazoa, Chordata, Actinopteri, Cypriniformes, Danionidae.
CACACGCACACACACACACAUUCAGAAAGCCCCAGCAGUGCCUGUGUGCCCGUACCGGAGGAGCUCAGUGCAGUGUGUUUGUGAAUGUGCUUACACACUGUCUGUUCAUGCCUUGUGGGGACGACAGGUGAAGAUCCAGGAUGGAGGCUUAUAUCGUGGGCAUCUGCAUCGCCGUCUGCGGGAACUUCCUGAUCAGCAUCUCCUUGAACAUCCAGAAAUACACACACGUGCGUCAGUCUCAGCGCGGGACACGGCCGUACUACACCAGCCGUGUGUGGUGGGUCGGGGUGCUGCUGAUGGGGUUGGGGGAGCUGGGCAACUUCAGUGCGUACGGGUUCGCCCCCGCCUCGCUCAUCGCUCCGCUGGGGUGUGUGUCUGUCAUCGCCAGCGCCGUCAUCUCUGUGGUGUUCCUCAAGGAGACUCUACGCGCUUCAGACGUCCUGGGAGGCGCUCUGGCUCUCACCGGCACCUACUUCCUGGUCACCUUUGCCCCUCACUCGUCCCCUCAUGUGACGGCCAACAUGGUGGAGCGCUCGCUGGUCAGCUGGACCUUCCUCAUAUACUUCAUGUCUGAGGUGCUGCUCUUCGCCAUUCUGAUGUACCUGUACAAGUGCAGGAACGUGAAGCACAUCAUCAUCAUGAUGAUCCUGGUGGCACUGCUGGCCUCGGUGACGGUGAUCUCGGUGAAGGCUGUGUCUGGAAUGAUCACGGAGACCCUGCGCGGGAGUCACCUGCAGCUCACCUACCCUAUAUUCUACAUCAUGUUCAUCAUCAUGAUCACUUCCUGUGCAUUCCAGAUCAAGUUUCUGAAUGAGGCCAUGAAGCUCUUCGACGCCACAGAGAUCGUCCCCAUCAACUACGUGUUCUUCACCGCCAGUGCUGUCGUGGCCGGCAUUCUGUUCUAUGAGGAGUUUUACGGCAUCUCUCUGGUUCACGUCCUCAUGUUCGGUGUCGGGUGUCUGCUGGCGUUCACUGGAGUGUUCCUGAUCGCUCGAGCUCGACCCAGGAUAAAGAUGGACAGUGUGUUCAUCUCCAUGGGGCAGAUGCCAGGGAAGAGCUGUACAGAUAAAGUGCAGCCGCAGACGGACGACAGUAAAUACGGGACCCUGGCGUCUAAAUUCUCCUGCAGCAGCUCAAACACACCAGACGAGCUGUAACAGCGCCACCUGCAGGACAGAACAGCACUAACAGCGUGUGUGUGUGUGUGAAUGCAUAACCCAGGGCAGCAGAAGUGUUGUGUUUUCAUAAUAAAGGAGUGUGAUGUGAACAGCG